GACCUCGAGACACAUGAAUUCUUUGUUUCUCGUGAUGUCAAAUUUGUUGAAGAUUUUUUCCUUAUGCUGAAAGUAAUGUCGUGGAAACACCUCCAUUAUCACAAAUUUACAAUUCCAAUGUUGAGGUAAUUGACCAUGUAGAUUCCUUUCCCUGGACAUCUAGGCAUACGACACAUGAGCCUGAAGAAACUCCUCUGCCUAUGAAUGAUCCACCUAUGAGUGAUCCCACUCCUGGACCCUCUGUCGCAGCUGACAAUGAUUCUUUGCCCAGUGAUUCGGCAUACUUUAGACGGGGGAGUCGUUCUUGGGUACCAUCUGUCCGGUUAAAAGAUUAUGUGACUCACACAAUUGUGAAAAGCAGUCCAUAUCCUUCUCACUCCGUUGCGUCAUCUUCCUCAGGGAUGGAACCACAAUCUUUUUGUGAGACCGUUAUAGAUGAAGGUUGGCGUGACGCCAUGCGAGCUGAAAUUGAUGCUUUAGAAAGCAACUCCACGUGGGACUUCCCUUACCUUCUAAAAACGCACUUUUGGGAUGCCGUUGGGUUUAUAGAAUUAAGUGUAAAUCUGACGCAAGUAUUGAAAGACUUGAAGCUCUUUUGGUGAUUUAUUGCAAUCAUCAAGUUGUUGGAAUGGAUUAUACUGAAACUUUCGCCCCAGUUGCCAAAAUGGUAGUUAUGUGCGCUUUCUUGGCAGUCGCGGCCUGCAAAAAUUGGGAAUUGCAUCAGAUGGACGUCCAUAAUGCCUUUCUUCAUGGCGACUUACACGAAAAAAUCUACAUGACUAUUCCUAGCGGAUAUCAAACCACGGAUUCUUCUUUGGUGUGUCAUCUUAAAAAAUCUCUCUAUGGACAUAAGCAGGACCCGCGUUGUUGAUUCGCCAGGCUGGUUGGUGCUUUGAAAGGAUAUGGAUUUCUUCAGUCUUAUGUGACUACUCUUUAUUUAUGCGUACAUGAUGGUCAAUCCAGCUCAAUGUUUUAGUUUAUGUUGAUGAUCUCAUUAUAUCUGGAAAUGAUGGUGAUGUUAUUGCUCAUUUCAAAUCAUGUCUGAGUUCAUGUUUUCACAUGAAAGACCUGGGCACACUCAAAUAUUUUCUAGGUAUUGAGGUAGCACGAAGUCCUACAGGG
This is a messenger RNA of Cuscuta epithymum, 1122 nucleotides long. NCBI's taxonomy places the organism in Eukaryota, Viridiplantae, Streptophyta, Magnoliopsida, Solanales, Convolvulaceae. The record is from the annotation of a GenBank genome assembly.